This is a messenger RNA of Bicyclus anynana (squinting bush brown), 900 nucleotides long. RefSeq names its product cuticle protein 18.6. The transcript has 4 exons. NCBI's taxonomy places the organism in Eukaryota, Metazoa, Arthropoda, Insecta, Lepidoptera, Nymphalidae. The record is from RefSeq and is a predicted model, not a curated record. The coding region runs from base 101 to 784 and encodes 227 amino acids.
UGUCUACCCUCUUGACUAGUAUUUAAGUUGACCGUAUCACUUUUCCUACAUCAUUCCCUUCUCAUCUUUUAACGAGAACAAGCAAACAAAAAAAAUAAAAAUGUUCAAGCAGAUCAUUUUCACCGCCCUCGUCGCAGUAGUGGUCGCUAAGCCCGGAAUCCACUCAGUCGCGUAUUCUGCACCAUACGUAGCUGCUCCAGCUGUAUACUCCGCUCCUCUGACUGCGGCGUACACAGCCCCUGUUGCUGCUGCAUACACAGCCCCAGUUGCCGCUGCAUACACAGCGCCUGUUGCGGCAGCUUACACAGCGCCUGUUGCCGCUGCAUAUACAGCACCUUUCGCCGCUGCUUACUCAGCCCCAGUUGCCGCCGCAUAUACUUCUCCUAUUCUCCCCGCGGCUUACAGAGCCCCAGUUUUACUUAAACACGCAAGUCCUGAUCGCGCACGUCCUUGUGAUACGUACGCAAGCACCGAAACGAUGCCAACACUGGGGUCACCACUGACCCUUAUAUAUUGUCGGGAUGCAUCACUAUUGUCAGUGUUCAACGGACAAUCAAAACAUACUAUCAAAAUGUUCAAGUUUUUGAUCUUCUUCGCUCUCCUGGCUUUCGCCGUGGCGAAACCCUUGGUGUACACAGCUCCCAUCGCAGCGGCAUACAGUGCGUACACCGCGCCAGUGGCCGCUGCGUACACUUCUCCAGUCGCUUACUCCGCGUACAGCGCUUACUCGCCCGUCGCUUACUCCGCCUACACUUACGCGUCCCCGUACUCUUACUACCUAUAACGUGAAUCUGGAUACGAAUACCUGGUACAAAAUGCUAUUGAAUGUCAUAAUUUAAAAAGGAUAUGAUGUGUAUUUAUUAUUUAUAAUGCCUCAUUAAAAUCGAUUGUAAAAAAAAA